UAUUUCUCUUGGAUGCAGGCGAUGCAAGCCACUUUUGAUAUCUGUACUCAGAUGCACUCAUCUUCUCUCCCAGUAUUGAUUUUCGCAUCCUUCUCCCAUUGGUGCCGCGUACGACUGUUACUAGAACUACAAGGAUGAUAACGAUUCGAGGUUAUUAUCAUAACCGGGGAAAUUAGUGCUGACAACCAAUAUCAAGCACUGAAAAUGGUCUUGAAGACACAAGAUGAUCAAGAUGCCAUCCAGCACCACCCUGAAGAGGGUCGACUUGAAUGCAUCCAUCGAUCAUUGUGCGCUUGCCAGCAUCUCUGAGAAUGGCAUCAACGUCCGCAGCGAAGCGUGUCGUGGUAAUUGGAGCUGGAUGGGCAGGACUGGCAGCAGCCAAAACAUAUCUUGAAAUUGACCCGAAAGUUCAACUUACGAUAUUCGAUUCCGAACGACAUUUGGGAGGUGUAUGGAACAAAGACCGCUGUUUCCCAGGUUUUCUCGCAGAUUCACCAACGGGACUUUUCGACCUCUCCGACCUACCCAUGCGAGACGCGAUAGGCAUGAAAGAUUGGUCCGAUCUGCCUGGCGACAAAGUAUACGAAUACUUGAAGGCGUAUGCAAAGAAGUUCUCCCUGGUGGAACGAAUGCGACUGGGGACACGAGUGUUGCGCGUUUCGAGGCAUUUGGACAAGAAAGCCUGGGACAUCGAGAUUGAAAAUUCGGGAGAAGUCCUUACUUUUGACAAAGUGAUAGUGGCAGCCGGACUAAAUUCGAAGCCUCUGUGGCCAGAUCUGCCAAUAGAUGAUUUCGAAGGAAUAGUCAUGCAUUCGAAAGACAUUGGGAUGCGUCAUUCAGAGUUGACAUCCGAGAAGACACAUAGUGUCACUGUUUAUGGCGGUUGCAAAUCGGCUGUUGAUGCUAUUAUUCUUUGCCUUGAUGCCGGAAAGAAGGUAGAUUGGGUCAUUAGAGAUACCGGUAACGGCCCUGGGAUGAUGGUUCAGAUCCGCAGUCUGUUUGGCAUACACGGUGCAAGAUUCGCUGGCCGAUGGAAAAAUAUCCUGAGCCCUUCUAUCUUUUCCACGGACACCUUCUGGUACCGAUUUCUGCACAGUGGGAAGAGUAGACUGGGCAAUUUCAUCUGCAAGAGGAUCUGGAAGAAGGCAAGCACUGUGCCUUACACAAUGGAACCUUACAAGACGAAGAGUUCCAAUAUGGAAAAGCUCAUGCCCGAAACGAAAGAUUCACUGUUCUUCACUGCCAGUCUGGUUGGACUUCAUGGCAACAAAAAAUUCGUUGAUGAGCUCCAUUCAGAAAAUCUCCUCAAAGUUCAUCGAGCAUCUAUCACUUCUAUGCGUGAAUCCAACAUCGCCUUAUCGAAUGGAGAGAUUUUGAAUUCCGACACAGUCGUCUUUGCCACAGGAUGGGACAACAAAUCUGAGCUCUUCGACCCUGCUGAUUGUCUGAAGCUCGGAAUCACAACAGACUCGACAAAUGAGGAUGAGGUAACAAUGAAAUACUGGCAAACCCUUGGAGACAAAGCUGAGAAGUAUGUCGUGGAUCUUCUUCCCGUUCUCAAAAACCCUCCGCCUCACUUCACUCGACCAGUGCCACAUACCCCUUAUCGCUUGUAUCGGUACAUUCUCCCACCUUCGCUCGCCGCUCAGGAUGAUCGUUCUCUUGUCUUUCUCGGUCUUGUAACCAGUGUUCAGACCUCUAUCUAUGCAGAAGUUUCUGCAUUGUGGGGCAUUGGUUGGAUGGAAGGUCUCUUGAAUGUGACAAAAUCCAAGGAUGAGAUGGAUUAUGAUAUUGCGAAGGUCAAUGCUUGGUCUGAACGAAGAUAUCUAUCAAGAGGAAGGCAAAGGCAAAUUGCUUCUGUCGAAAUACAGGAUAUCACUGAUAUCUUGAUGAAAGGCAUGGGUUUGAAAGUCUACCGAAAAAGCAACUUCCUAUCGGAAACAUUCGUUCCCAUUCGCGCCCAAGACUAUAGAGGAAUUGUUCGAGAAUUCCUGAACAAGUCCGCAUGUCGGAGCGUGUAGGUAUAUUGAAGGAGAGAAGUAUACUCAAUAUGUAUUACAGUACGUGUACAUUACCUAAGCUUCACCUGAGCAACCACAUGCUCCAAUGUCCACGGUGAUUCUAUGCCAGAACGCCUAUCUCAUGCUCACUUUUCCUCGCCCCGCCUGCGCCGUCGACCGUGGCGGAUCAAACUUUGCCUAAA
Molecule: messenger RNA, 2203 nt
Organism: Mollisia scopiformis
Lineage: Eukaryota; Fungi; Ascomycota; Leotiomycetes; Helotiales; Mollisiaceae
Product: FAD/NAD(P)-binding domain-containing protein
Exons: 3
Coding region: 312-2021 (569 amino acids)
Molecular function (GO): N,N-dimethylaniline monooxygenase activity; NADP binding; flavin adenine dinucleotide binding
Source: RefSeq, a predicted model, not a curated record